This is a messenger RNA of Klebsormidium nitens, 574 nucleotides long. Lineage: Eukaryota; Viridiplantae; Streptophyta; Klebsormidiophyceae; Klebsormidiales; Klebsormidiaceae. The record is from the annotation of a GenBank genome assembly.
AUGGCGAGAAAUAAACCGUCAACGCUGCACUCAGCGGCAGCUGCACCUCCCGUGGGCAUCCUUGACAGCGGAGGUGCUCAACUAGAGGGCGCGAACAAGCGCCAUUUUCCGGUCGGAGGCAACGGAGCCGGAGAGCCGAGCACACAAAUUGAUACGACGGGCUUGAAAAGCUCAGACCGGGCCGAGCCAGUUGAGGCGCAGCCACAAGUUGUUGCCACUCAGCCUCACGCUCAGACAACUCGCGUGAGUGGCACUGUGGGCGAUAACUUUCCCGCAAAGGGUUCCACGAGUGUCCGAAGCGAGGUGCCGCGGAAAGGGUUUAAGCGGCGGCGGACGCUCUGCCAAACGGCCGAGGAGGCCUUUGAGUGGAGCGAAGAAGACGUCGAGGAGCCAAGUCCAGACGGUACUAGGAGUGUUCCAGAAUUGGGAACAAGCGCCAACAGAACGCCGUUUUGCCCUCAGGGGCCGCCAAUUGCCAACGAAGAGAAAGCAGGGCUUUUGAGCGGGCGCCAAAAGGGAAACGGAGACUGGUCGAGUAUUGACCUGGCCGGCAAGGACGAGUCGCAGCCGUUAU